Molecule: messenger RNA, 1417 nt
Organism: Marmota monax (woodchuck)
Lineage: Eukaryota; Metazoa; Chordata; Mammalia; Rodentia; Sciuridae
Product: ubiquitin-conjugating enzyme E2 variant 2-like
Exons: 1
Coding region: 35-472 (145 amino acids)
Biological process (GO): protein K63-linked ubiquitination; DNA damage tolerance
Cellular component (GO): nucleus
Source: RefSeq, a predicted model, not a curated record
GCGUGCAGGCGGCUGCAUCGAGCUGCAGGAAAAGAUGGCGGUCUCCACAGGAGUUAAAGUUCCUCGUGAUUUUCGCUUGUUGGAAGAACUUGAAGAAGGACAAAAAGGAGUAGGUGAUGGCACGGUUAACUGGGGACUUGAAGAUGAUGAAGAUAUGACACUUACAAGGUGGCCAGGCAUGAUUAUUGGGCCACCAAGGACAAAUUAUGAAAACAGAAUAUAUAGCCUGAAAGUAGAACGUGGACCUAAAUACCCAGAAGCUCCUCCAUCAGUUAGAUUUGUAACAAAAAUUAAUAUGAAUGGAAUAAAUAAUUCCAGUGGAAUGGUGGAUGCACGAAGCAUACCAGUGUUAGCAAAAUGUCAAAAUUCAUAUAGCAUUAAAGUUGUACUUCAAGAACUAAGACAUCUAAUGAUGUCCAAAGAAAAUAUGAAGCUUCCACAGCCACCAGAAGGACAAACGUACAACAAUUAAUUUUAGUGAAUCUCAAACUUGUCUUAAAUCAACAACCUUCUACUCAUAUUAAUGUCUUGAUUAAAUAUCACAAUGCAAAAUUACCCACACAUUAAGUAAAAGAAUUCCAGCUGGUAAACAUGACCUGGACAUUUGUAAGGAUAUAUUUAAUAUAUGUACACCCAUUAUGUUUUCAGGUAACAGGAGGAAAAAUGCAGCACAAUUUUUCUUUCUUUUGUUAAGGCACUGUCAUUUAAACAUGAACCUGGAGUACUCGAAAUAGAAUUCAGGUUUACAAGAGGAAAGCAUGGCAAGAAGUGUCAGAUGCAUUGGAAACUUGCGUGUUUCUGAAAAGUAAAAUCUCAAGAAAGACAAACAAAAAUGGCAUGCUUUGUCCAUCUUGCUUAGUGAAAGAGCUGCAGUUGAAAUUGUUUAAGUAGCAGGUACAAUGAAUAUUGUCACAAAUUGUGGUAAUUUUUGAAGUGGUGUGGGUGCUGACUACUAGUAGUAUCAAAAAUAUGUUCAGGAUUGUUUUGAUACCUGUAUUUAUAAUAAAAAAUGUUGGGGAGGGGUUCGAUGGAUUUCUAUUAAAAGCUGUUCCUGUGUGUUACAUGUAACAUGGUAAAUAUUUGUUUACAGUCUUUGUUUAAUAAACCAUGCAUUCAAGUUUAAGUGAAGUCAACAAAAAGAAAAUAUGUGUAUGGAUAUGUGAUUUUGAGAUUAAAGUUAGUCUUAAAAUGUAAAUAAAAUGUGGAACGUGUCCUCAGAGACUGUGCCAUUUCUAUUAUAUUAAUGUAUAUGUGCAGUACCUUGCCAAGGUGGCAAAAAUUGGAAUUAUUGUAGCUUUUCAUUCAUAUACACCCUUUAUUAUUUAUCCUAUUUUGUAUACUUGUGAAUUGGGAUUUUCAGAGUAUCUACUUUAAAAAUUACAUAAUUAGUUUAAUUUCUAUUUCAACAAGGAGGAAU